AUGGCCAAAGGAUCGAAGCCAAGCCCCCGAUUGGCCGUCAGUGCUGCCAUCAACGGCGCAAGUGAAUGGCUAGCUAUGCCGACCAACGUGGCAGCUGCAUCGAUCACGGCGUACACAACGCCAAUCUUGGAGGAGAAACAGCAGGAUCUGACUCCCCGACUGGGAUUUUCGCCAGACAAUUCUGGCCCAAACUGCUUUGGUGAUGAUCAGUGCACAAGCAAGCAUCUUUCCAUCCCUAUCACUGCGAAAUCCGUCAUCGUUAGAUCAACCCAUUCGGACAUUGGUGAUAAAUCCUCGGAUGGCCAUAUACAUGAUGCGUCAAACGAAACACAAAGUUUGCAGCUCAAGCCGGAGUCCUCAACAGCCGUAUAUUCCUACAAAGAUGAUCAGACUUUGUUUGAGCAUGAAUGUCAGGGAAGUCCCGAGACAUGGUCGUUGAACAGCGACAAUAGGGACGAUGAGUGUUCUCUCAAGGCUGACGGACUUGAUUCAUGGGGCAGCAAUGAAUUGCAACCAAACUCGGCGCAUUUUGUACACGCAUGGCUCCAUGCAAUUCGCGUCUCGAAGCACCCUGAUCCCACGGUCAAAUUUAGCGAUCCAGAAACGCAGUAUCAGCCCAUUGACACAGAAUCGGGCGAACUUUUGCAGCAGUGCGAGUACCCCAGCACGGUACCUUCCCCUGACUUGGAUGGGGAUGCGGAAAUGCAGUGGAAGCGCCUAAAUAUGACAUCUGCCCUCCACAUCAGGCGAGAACUUGAAGUCAAAAGAAGAGUGGACUACCAGAAUCGCCAGAGAGAGAUUGAUGAAGAAUGGGCUCGACUUGAAGCUGAGGGCACCCCUACUCCCGAGUGGCCAGUGUCAGAUUAUCCUAUUCGACCGGCUGCAAUCGGAGACACAGCGCAGAUUGCAGAGAUCAUGACGAUGGAGAGCCAGGCUGAGAAGGCGCCCCAGAUCAUCGCAUCGGCUCCGAUCACUGCCGAAGACGUCCGCUACAUCUUCGAGGAGAGCAUCCGCAACUACCGGCCUUUUGUUGUCGCUUUCCAGGAGGAUGUCUUGCUGCAUCUCCACAACUGGCCCAAGGGCGGUGGAAAGGCCCAUGAAGAGUAUGUCAAAUUCCGAGCUGCCCAGCCAUGCGAGGCAGAAAAGGUGGUAGGAUUCGCGUUCGUGGAUGAGGCACGGGUAGGUUUUCUGAAAACACCAUGCCCUGCGUCCCGCCACUCGGGUCAGAUUCGUGUCGUGGUACACCCAGAAUAUCGCCGUCAGAAGAUUGGCCAGAGCUUGCUUGACUGUGUCUUGACGAGGGUCAUCACAGGGUAUCAGGGCCAGAUCGACUACAAGUGGCAAUGUGAAGACGAGAGAUCCAUCUAUUCGCGGAUGCGGAACUUCAACGUCCGCGACUAUGCCCAUCUGUUUGUGGAGGUACUUGUGCACCGCUGCGAGGUGGCAAACGGGGCCUGCAAGUCUGAACUGCUGGAGAGGCUCGACUUUGAAAAGGUCGCUCACCUCGACAUGGUUGUGCGCACCGAUCGUGGGAGCGACAGUGCCUGGCUCGAUCUGCAGCUGUGGCAGUUGAAGACGCGCGUAGUUGUGCGCGACAAAGCUCCUGGGACUUACUUGGAGGAUGUGUAA
Messenger RNA from Emericellopsis cladophorae, 1629 nucleotides. RefSeq lists its product as uncharacterized. The transcript has a single exon. Lineage: Eukaryota; Fungi; Ascomycota; Sordariomycetes; Hypocreales; Bionectriaceae. The record is from RefSeq and is a predicted model, not a curated record. The coding region runs from base 1 to 1629 and encodes 542 amino acids.